AUGUCCACCGGUUCAUCAUCAAUGGAGAUACCAAAUAAGGCCCUGCAUUGCGCCUCCAGGAUACGUGGGAUUCCUUCUGAGAAAUUCGUUUGGCAAAGAAACUUCCAAGGGAAAUUCGAUUCCUUCCACGGUCAACUCUCAUCCGUGAGCUCGAACGGAACUUCGGCAUUAAGUCCUACGGAUAUUUUUGAAACACCAAGUGCUACCGUGACACCAUUAUCAGGAGCUACCACCACCGCCGUUAGUUUGUCGUCGUCACGAGAUGGCCUGGCAUCUCCAAGUGCCAAUGUCCCCUUCGACAUUCCCACAAAUAGCUACUGUACACCAUUCAUUGACGAUAGGCACAGUGGUCGCUUGACGUUUAUUCGAUGGUCGUCGCGUGCAAGCAAUCGUCCGGGCAAUUGUUGGCGAUCGAAACUAACGGCUGCCUCAAAUACUUGGAAAACGAGUAAAUACUGA
Messenger RNA from Acaulospora morrowiae, 459 nucleotides. NCBI's taxonomy places the organism in Eukaryota, Fungi, Glomeromycota, Glomeromycetes, Diversisporales, Acaulosporaceae. The record is from the annotation of a GenBank genome assembly.